AUGGCUAAAAAGAAGUCGAAUUCAUCAAACGCAGCACAAGUUUUGGAAUCUUCUGUGUCUCCUAUUUUGGAAAUCAAUUAUGCAGACCCAUUAUUCACUGUUGCUGCACAUCCAACCAAACCCAUUCUAAUAUCAGGUCAAGUCACAGGUCAUGUAUUCUGUAAUACCUAUGACGGUGAAAAAUUGGAAGAAUCAACACAAGCAAAGAGAGAAGAGUAUAAUCAACGUGAAAGAGAUUCUUAUUCAAAGGGAAAGAUCCCUCAUGUCAAUAAAUCAGUUUCGCAACUGAAAUCGAAAUGGUGGACUGUUAUUCAAGAUAAUACAGAAAUCGCCAAAGAUGAUGAUUUGAUCAAGACAAAUUGGAAAACCAAACGUCACAAGGGUUCAUGUAGACAUGCUAUUUUUGAACCGUUAGAAAAUUCAGUUGGUGAAUUCAUCUAUACUUGUGGAACUGAUAAUAUCAUCAAGAAGGCUGCCACUGAAACCGGGAAAGUUGUGGGAAAAGUAGAUGCCCUGUCUGAUUACUCAAAUAGGAAGGAUGCUUUGACCAAGCUUUGUCAUUCCACCACUCACCCUUUCUUGUUAUCGGGUACCGAAGAUGGGCAUGUUUUAGUGUAUGAUAGUUCCAACUUGAGUUCCAAUAAAUUGAAAUUUAAAGUCAACAAUGCUCAUGAUGAUUCUAUAAAUCACAUACUUGCCAUGCCUGCUGUUUCUGCAUAUCACUAUCUAACAUUAGGAUCUACCACAUUAUCUCAUAUUGACAUCAGAAAAGGGAUCAUCACUCAAUCAGAUGACCAGGAAGACGAGCUUUUAUCAAUGUGUUUCCCAAGUACUGAAAUAGCUGAAAAAAAUGAUACUGUUUUGGUUACCCAUGGAGAAGGGAUAAUUAGUGUUUGGAAAAAUUCCAAGAAUAAGCUUAUGGAUCAAUUGACUCGUGUUAAGGUUAACAAAUCUGCAUCUAUCGACGCUAUAAUUCCUACCAUGAAUUCAGAUGAUGAUAGCUUGGCCCAUUCAGUUUGGUGUGGUGAUAGUGAAGGUUUGUUACACAGAGUAAACUAUAAAACAGGCAAGGUUGUUGAAACCAGAUUGCAUUCCGUAUCAAAAGGUAAAUAUGGUGCUGUUGAUGAAGUUGGUAUUUUGGACAUCGACUAUGACUAUAGGUUAAUUAGUGCUGGUAUGGAUACUUUGAAAAUAUGGUCUAAUGUUGAAGUCGAUGAUGAAGAGAUGAGUAGUGAUAACAGUGAUGAUGAUGAUGAUGAUGAACAAGAUGAUAAUGCUGAAGAUUCCUGGACAGAUACUAGUUUGAGUGAUAACUCUGAUGGUGAACCUUCAUCAAAUGAUGAAGUUGAAAAAGAUGACGAAGACGAACACGAGGAAGUAGAGGAGAAACACGAUACUUUACAUAAAAGAAGAACUGAUCUUUCAGAGAUUAUUUCCAAACCAAAGAGAAAGCUUAUCAAUAUCAACAAAUUGACUAAAUCCAGCCAAACUUCACCAUCUGAAGAAAGUGAUAAUGAAGAUCAACCAGCAGAGAAAAAACAGAAAAUCAAAGAAAAGAAAUUAACUACAAAGCAAUUACGCAACAUGCAAAAACAUGAACAUGGUAUCCGAAAAUUUGAAGGAUUGUAA
This is a messenger RNA of Candida tropicalis MYA-3404, 1629 nucleotides long. RefSeq names its product Jip5p (gene JIP5). The record is from RefSeq and is a predicted model, not a curated record. Gene Ontology annotation, biological process: rRNA processing; positive regulation of transcription by RNA polymerase I. NCBI's taxonomy places the organism in Eukaryota, Fungi, Ascomycota, Pichiomycetes, Serinales, Debaryomycetaceae. Gene Ontology annotation, cellular component: nucleolus. The transcript has a single exon. The coding region runs from base 1 to 1629 and encodes 542 amino acids. Gene Ontology annotation, molecular function: protein binding.